This is a messenger RNA of Prunus dulcis (almond), 750 nucleotides long. Its product is annotated as pathogenesis-related leaf protein 4-like. The transcript has a single exon. Gene Ontology annotation, cellular component: extracellular region. NCBI's taxonomy places the organism in Eukaryota, Viridiplantae, Streptophyta, Magnoliopsida, Rosales, Rosaceae. The record is from RefSeq and is a predicted model, not a curated record. The coding region runs from base 20 to 529 and encodes 169 amino acids.
UUCACAAAGAUAUACAACUAUGGGGUUUAGCAACCUUUCUCUAUCCAUAUGCUCCAUUGCAUUACUCUUAGCUGCUCAAGUCUCCCUAGCCCGAAAAGUCGGUUAUGCUCCGAACCCCUCAAACCCCCACCAAGACUUCGUCGACGAACACAACAGAGCUCGAGCAGCAGUCGGCGUCGGUCCAAUCCGAUGGAACGACACUGUAGCAGCCUACGCUCAGAACUAUGCCAACACAAGAAUCAGAGGGUGUGACAUGGAGCACUCGGGAGGGCCUUACGGCGAAAACUUGGCGGAAGGCUAUGGAGAAAUGACGGGCGCUCAGGCCGUGAAGUUUUGGGUGACUGAGAGACCAAACUACGACUACGGCUCCAACAAAUGUGUUGGGGAUGAAUGUGGGCAUUAUACUCAGGUGGUUUGGCGGAACUCGGUUCAUCUUGGUUGUGCUAGGGCAAAGUGUGACAACAAUUGGGUUUUUGUCAUUUGCAGCUACGAUCCUCCUGGUAACUAUGAGGGCGAGCGUCCCUACUAGAAUUGGAAGGCAUUUGAUCAAGCUGAUGAAGUUGAGAUGGUGGACUGGAACUUGGAACAGAUUGGAUGUUGUUGGUUGAUGUUAAAGUAGUAUUUUGGACUAAAUAAUGAUUGGGUGGAGUUCACGUGAAGGUGGGGUCUCUCUUUUGUAAAACAUCAUGUGGUGAACAAAUGUACUAUUGAUGUUCGUUUUUACUCUUAAAGAAUGUAUUGUUCUCUAUU